Messenger RNA from Geodia barretti, 696 nucleotides. The record is from the annotation of a GenBank genome assembly. NCBI's taxonomy places the organism in Eukaryota, Metazoa, Porifera, Demospongiae, Tetractinellida, Geodiidae.
AUGGAUUCCGUGGUGUUCUUCGACAACGUACUGGUGCCGUGGGAGCGGAUUUUCCUGCUGGGCAACGUGGAAAUGGGGAACGGCUAUGCUGCCGGGACGCAGUCGGACGCUCACACUGGGCACCAGAUACUGAAUCGCUGCCUCGUCAAGGCGGAGUUCAUACUGGGUCUGGCCGACCUGAUCGUCGACACCCUCGGAUCGGGCAGCAUUCCGCAUGUGCAGGAACAAGUGGCGGAGCUGAUUACGGACCGGGACGUGCUGCGGUCCUGUGUGCGGGCGGCUGAGGCGGACGCCACGAUGAACCAAUAUGGCAUGAUGUCCCCGGAGGUCAACGCCAUCCGGGCAGGACGCACCGUCUUUGGCCGGUCGAUGUUCCCGCGCAUGGUGGAGAUCAUCCAGAUGCUGGGCACGGGCGGCCUGAUGGCCCUGCCUGCGGAGGCCGACUUCGAAUCCGGCAUCGGCCCAGAGAUAGAGCAGUACUUUGCGACGGACUCGACGGAUGCCCGCGACCGGGCCAAGCUGUUCCACCUGGCGUGGGAUGCAUCGUGCAGCGCGUUCAGCGGGCGGCAGGUGCUGUACGAGCGGAUGUUUGGCGGGAACCCGGUGCGAAAUUCGAUCACGCUGUUCCAGAACUACGACAAAGAGCCGUUCAAGGCUAAGGUGCGCCAGUUCCUGGAUAAUGAGGACUGGCCCUAA